Cynara cardunculus var. scolymus (artichoke) is the source of this 1550-nucleotide messenger RNA. Its product is annotated as growth/differentiation factor 7-like. Lineage: Eukaryota; Viridiplantae; Streptophyta; Magnoliopsida; Asterales; Asteraceae. The transcript has 2 exons. Bases 72 to 593 code for a protein of 173 amino acids. The record is from RefSeq and is a predicted model, not a curated record.
UUUGUUAAACUCGUCCAAUUCAUCAUUCGAUCGAUUUUGAUAUUUCGAACCCUAAAUUUCCCUCAUAAACAAUGGAAAUUUCGAUGAUUUCCGAUACCGUAACAACAAUCGACCACCCAAAGCAAAGCCAUGGUCUAGGGUUUGCUACAUUCCCUAUUCGUCGACACAAUUUCACACAUUCUUCGCCUGAUCAACAACAACGCCUCGAAAUCUGUGCUCAAAGUUUGCCGAUAGACGCCGUUGCUCCACCGCCUGUGAAACCUAGCACCAUACCAAAGACACUUGCCAGGAAACGUUCUCGUGUUAGAAAGAGAUUGAGAAUCGACGGCUUUGGUGCUGAUGAGGAAGGAGAGGGAGGAGGGUUAUUUGGUGGCAGCGAUGGUCCAUUCGGCGGCGGCGGCGGCGGCGGCGGUGGUAGCGGUAGCAGUGGCAAUUUUAAUUGGGAUGAAUCUUCGUCUUCGCCGUCGGAUCCGGCUUUUGAUUUCGUAUACGAGGCGCUUAGCUGGUUUGUUUUAUCAAAUUGCUUGAUCUUCGCAUUCAAACGGUUGGCGAGGAUGGUCGCCGAUGGAGUUGCUGAACCCGGAACAGACUAAAGAGAAGGUUUCGACGAUGGCUUACGUCGGUAUAGUAAUUUGGUUUUUUGAGAAGUGGAUCAUCUAACCACCAUGUGGUGUUAGAAUGGUUCCAUGGUGUGCAGAACCAGGGUGGGCUGUGGACAAACUUACCAUCAGGUUUCCCAAGCCAUGUUCUUGGUUAGGGUCAUAUGAACCAGGAUACCCACUUGAAUGCAGGUAAGGCUUUGCAUGAUGACCCUCAAGUCAGGUUGUUUUCGGCUGAUACUAUGAAAGUGUGCCAGUGAUUCGUGAUUGGAAAUGUGGAUCAUCACAUUGAGGUGAGCAUCAGAUGGUAUGAUAACUUUCAUCUGUUUGAUAAAUGGUAGUUUCUUUUCUUUUAUCGGUCGUAAGUAGGUUGAUGUGUGUAUCUUCUAUCAAACUGUUACCUGGAGUACAUAAAGGGGUGGAUUUAGGCUUAGGCUAGGAGGUGCCUGUGCACCUGCUUUAUCGUCCGGCUGCAAUGGAAAAAAUAAGGGUCUUAAAGGCUUAGGCUAGGGGGUGCCUGUGCUCCCCUAAGCUAACAAAAAGUGAAUCAAUUGAUAGCACAGCAAAACUGAGCCUACAAUUUUUUUUGCUAAUUAGUGAUCGAUUUGCGAGUUUCAUCUUCAAAUUGCUUUCACGGAAACAUCAUUUCUACCCUCCCCAAACCCUACUUCGUGUGGGAUUUACUGGAUUUAUUUGGUUUGGUUUAUCUGCUAACUGCUUUCCCCUUGCCGUAGUCUCGCAUUCUGGGUAGCUCACGUUCGGUUUGAAUAUCACCAAAAUCGUUGUGAUUGCCGAGUAUUUCUUUGUCUUUUAGGUGAUGGUUGUUUUUAGAGUCCACACUUUGCUAUGGCAUAUUUGAGAAGAGAGGAAUAUGUGUUUGUUUCUUUUCUUGUUAUUGUUCCUUCUGAACAUUAAGUCCCUUAUUUUGUCAUUAGCAAGUGAUAUCAAACA